Messenger RNA from Manis pentadactyla (Chinese pangolin), 810 nucleotides. RefSeq lists its product as uncharacterized. The transcript has 2 exons. Lineage: Eukaryota; Metazoa; Chordata; Mammalia; Pholidota; Manidae. Bases 1 to 810 code for a protein of 269 amino acids. The record is from RefSeq and is a predicted model, not a curated record.
AUGCAAAUAACAGGAAAACUGAGUGCAAUUCUGAUUGGUGUCCAGAAGGGGAACAGUGAUUGGCCAAACUCUCAGUCCUUGACAACAGGGUGGGGACCUCCAAGCGGCAGUCAGGAGAACUCUGGCAGUAUCUUCGAACGUCAUAACGCCUCGCCGUCUCCUGUCCCGGACCCUAGGCAGCACCGCCCCCUCGGCAGCACCGCCGUCCAUCCGGCCGACUCGCCGUCUCCCGCUCCGGGCCUCCCACCACCCGCCCAAAGCACCGCCCCCUCAGCAGCACCGCCGACCAUCCGAAUGACUCGCCAUCUCCCGUCCCCGCCUCCCCACAGGCCCCUCUGCUGUCGCCGACUCGGCAGCACCGCCGACUGUCCGGCCGCCUCACCCUCGCCCCGCCCCCUCGGCAGCAGGGCCGUCUCCCGUCCCCGCCCCUCCCUACCGGCCCGAAACCCCGCCACCUCUGGAGGCCCUCCCUACCGGCCCAAAGCUCCGGCCGCCUCGCCGUCUCCCGCCCCGGCCUCCCCUAAGGUCCGAAGCCCUUCCCCUCGGCAGCACCGCCCCCUCGGCAAGACCAGCGACCGUCCGGCCGCCUGGCCCACUCCCGCCCCGGCCUCCACACCGGCCCGAAGCCCCGCCCCUUCAACAGCACCGCCUUCUCCGGUCCCCGCCCCUCCCCACCUACCCAGAGCCCCGCCCCCUCGCCAUCUCCCGCCCCGGCCUCCGCUCUGGCUCAAGCCCCGCCGCGGCCGCGAGCAUCAACACUCCGCCGCCCGAAGCCCGUCACCUGUUCUCACCAACCCUCCCACUCCCUGA